Molecule: messenger RNA, 2614 nt
Organism: Sodiomyces alkalinus F11
Lineage: Eukaryota; Fungi; Ascomycota; Sordariomycetes; Glomerellales; Plectosphaerellaceae
Exons: 3
Coding region: 18-2294 (758 amino acids)
Source: RefSeq, a predicted model, not a curated record
AGUGACAGGCAAGAAUAAUGGUCAAGAAACGGAUCCCCACCAUCUGCGAGUGGGCUCUCGGAUUUACUGUCGAUGACUAUGUUGGGGAGUACGAGAGACGGCGCCAAAGACAUGAGGGCCGCACCAAGCAACGCGAGCGAUUCCGCGUCGAAGUCUCCACCGACGAUGAGUCGGAAGAGGAAACGAUCAAGAUUACCUACCCCCGAUCUGGCAGCCCCAAGGAGAAAGCCGCCGAAACGAAGAAGCCCGCUGAAGGGAAGAAGGUCCAUUUUGACAAGGAACCCCUUAAAUCGGCUCUCAAGAAGACUACAGACUCGGAAGAAGUAACCACUAACACCGGAGACACAUCCGACACCGACUCUUCAACUAAGAAUACGGGUUCUAAUCAGGAGGGGGGCGAGGACGCCUCGGAGUCCUCCCAUACGGACUCUCCUCAGAAAGGAACGAACAAAGCUGAUGUUUCUGAUGCGAACACGUCCACUUCCGAAUCUGGGCCUAAUGAUGAAACGGCCUCUCGGGCCUCCAAGAAGGACAAGAAAUCGUCGAAGAAAAAACGGUCUCGCGAUUCUGGAGACAUCCCGGUUGAUGCAUCCCCUGAAGAUGAGGACCAGGAGUCCGAGCACAAGAAAAAGACCAAAGAUAAUGCAAAGAACAAAGAAGAGCCUGAUGUCGAGACUGCAGAUUCGAAGUCAAGCCGGUCCUGCAAGUCUAAGAAAAGCAACCAAUCCAGCAAACAACCCAACGCUCAGAAAGCUUCCGACAAUAAUAUAGGACCUCUGAGUGACACCGAAACAGAGGCCUUGAAGGCCGUGUCCGAGAAGAAGAGUAAGACAAAGAAUCGGCCAAAAAAAAGGCAGGCGGCGGGCAAAGUGCAACCCGAGGCUUUGAUUGCUCAUCAUGUUCGCCAACCAAAUCUCAUCAUGCCCGUUCGUGCCGAGAUACUGCAGGUCGAACAUGCCAUGGAAGGAAUGGAAGACCCCAGACCUAACGCCUUUCACGAUGCACAACACAACGUACUUCGUGUCUAUCACGGUCCUGUGUACGGAAAUCCCAAUGGCAUGUUGUACCCUCGUCGAGAUCCUUCGAGAUCUGCCCUGCCAAUAGGCACUCCCCAUCCUCUGGCGAACCCUUACUUCUACGGCUUCGCACAUCCUGCCAAUCCCGGCAACAUCCAGUUCCAGAAUCAGUCGCCUUGGAAUCAAAUCGCUUAUCCCGCGAUGUUCGGUCCCCCUAUGAUGGCACCUCCAAGCCCAGCUCAAGCGAAGCCGGCCCAAGCUGCAGCUGAACCUUCCCCCGCCGGCACCGGUGCUGCUGCCGAGCCCACCCAGGCCCAAGAUAAACCUACCGAACGUGAGACGGAGGAGAUAUCACCACCUCAGAAUCCUCCCCCCCAGGAGAGGUCUGGAACCGUUGAAGAAACGGCCUCUGAGAGGGCCAAGAAGAAAGGUAAAGGUCGGGACUCUGGCAUUGCACAGCAGGUAUCUCAACCUAGCCAGAAUUCUGUUCCUAUAAAUGUCAAUAUGUACUCGUAUGGAAGUCGGCCAGACCCCUGGAGUCGGGCAGGUCGCGAACGAUACGCCAAACUGAACCAAGCCUCGAACUCUAGCGCAGAAAGCCCUGAAAAGGGCGGAUUACGACAAGAAACGAAAGACUUCUGGGAUGGUAGUUGCAGAAACAAUCGAGGCCCGGCCAUGUAUGACCGGGACGCUGCCAACCGUGCUGCAGACAUCUCCAGAUCAAAUGCCGUGCAUCCUGACCUCAGGUGGUCCCCACGUCCCGAGCAACAACAGCCAUCUAGCCCUCAAGAUGGCAUGGACAAUGGAAAUGCGGAUGGCUGGCAUAAUCAGGCCUCGCCCGAAGCGAACAAGAACUGGAACAACGACAACUGGGGCAACAGCAACAAUUGGGAGUCCACAAACCCGCAGGGUGAUGUGCCGUGGGGUGCAACCAAUCCACAAGAGAACUGGGAUGCAGCCGCCACAGAUGGCAACUGGACCGAGCCGGCCAACAAUAUCGGCGUAAGCAGCGGCCAGUCCAACGCCUCUGGGGGAUCUAAGAAAUCAUUGAAAUCCAACUCGCCAAAGCAAGAUUUGGCGACGAAUCUGGGGCCAACUAGUAAUGAAAUCGACGCAAAGGGUGAUGAUAUUAAUGUGAAGUCUUCCACCAUGCCUGGUGCUUGGGACUCCGGUGUUGCUGGGGAAAACGAUGCCGGUUGGGACCAGACCACCAAAGUCGUUGACAACGGUGGUUACUCCUGGGGCGACACCUCGGCCGCCCAAGUUGGUAUGUGGUGACUUAGUUCUACUGGACGAAGGAGAUGACGAGUAGUCAAUUAAGGGGUGGAUUUUCUCGGCUUGGGGAUACCACGGUAUGUUCAGUGGUGGUUUAUAUCCCGGGAUUCUACAUGCGGCGACGGGUCAAGUUGGGAUCUCGGAUGAUUAUUAACGGGGGCUUUUUUCUAACUGGCGUGGGUUGUUACCUGCUUUCUCUUUAAAUAGGUCGUAUGGUUCGGGAUGGGAUGUUGGGGGAGCCAAGUAGGAAUGAAUCUGGCUUUACGGAAUAGACUUAACGGUGCUUUUCUGUGCUCAAGAUACGUACGUCUAGUCUAGUCUGC